This is a messenger RNA of Didymodactylos carnosus, 5733 nucleotides long. The record is from the annotation of a GenBank genome assembly. Lineage: Eukaryota; Metazoa; Rotifera; Eurotatoria; Philodinida; Philodinidae.
AUGCAGAAAUACAGACUCGCAAAUUAUUUGUCCCCUAGGUUCUUUUAUCGAAUUCUCAAACAAACAAUGGGAAAAACUCGUCGAUUUAUGUUUACUAUGGGAUGUCUUUUAAUUAUUUUAUACUAUUUAUCAUCUUAUGUUCGUGGACAAGUUCAUGUUGAACCACAAGAUCGUAUCGAUUGUUACCCGGAUCAUGAUAAAUCGUUUAGCAAAGAAUCAUGUUCAAAUCGAAAUUGUCUGUUUGAUGAAAAAUCAAAUGAUAAUGGAAUACCUCGAUGUUUUUAUGCACCCAAUUAUGGAUACAAAUUACAAAAAAAUCAACCAAAACAAACUCACAAUGGUUUAAGAUUUGAAUUAAAACGAAAUACCGCUGUACAAAGUCCAUAUCAAGAUCCUAUUGAAAAUGUUAUACUCGAUGUACAAUACUAUACAAAUGAUAUUCUACAUUUUAAAUUGUACGAUGCGGAUAAGCCACGUUAUGAAGUUCCAAUUCCUUUAAGUCCAUCAUCAGGUAAAGCUCAAUCACCGCAAUAUGAAUUUAAAGAAUCAUCAAAUCUUUCAUUGGAUAAUAUAUUUUCAUUUGUCAUUAAACGUCGUUCAACAUCAGAAAAUCUCUUUGAUACUAGUCUUGGAGGUCUUGUAUUAAAUAAUCAAUUCUUACAAAUUGUUACACGUCUUCAAUCAUCGAAUGUAUACGGUUUUGGUGAAAAUAAUCAUGAUACAUUAAAACAUAAUUUACAAUAUACAUCAUGGGGAAUUUUUGCACGAGAUCAAGGAACAAAUUGGAUGAACAAUACAAAUCAUUAUGGUCAACAUCCAUUUUAUUUGGUUAUGGAACAGCAAAAAAACACUGGAUUACCGUCAGGCAAUAUGCACGGAGUUUUACUACUUAACUCAAAUGCCAUGGAUUAUUCAUUUACACCUACGCCAUCAUUAACAAUGAGAACAAUUGGUGGAAUUUUAGAUUUUUAUGUUUUUAUGGGACCACAACCAGAAGCAGUCAUUCAACAGUAUACGUGGCUUGUUGGACGAUCUAUAUUACCACCAUACUGGUCUUUAGGUUUUCAAUUAUCUCGAUGGGAUUAUUCAAAUUUAACACAUAUGAAAAAUAUUGUUAAACGUAAUUUAGACAAAGGUAUUCCACUAGAUGUUCAAUAUGCCGACAUUGAUUAUAUGGAUGCAGAAAAAGAUUUUACAGUGGAUCCAAUCAAUUAUAAAGGUUUAAAAGAAUAUUUUAAUGAGUUGCGAGCAAUGGGAAUGCAUACAAUAGUUAUCCUCGAUCCGGGAGUUAUUGAUGAACCAAAUUAUCAACCAACAGUAACUGGAAAAAAUCAAAAUGUGUUUGUCAAAUGGGAGAAUGGAACGGAUAUGAAGGGGUCUUGUUGGCCAGGUGAUGUGUAUUUUCCUGAUUUUUUUCUUGAUCGAACAAAAAUUUGGUGGGAAAAAUUGAUCACAGAUUUUAGAAACGUGAAUCUAACAUUUGAUGGACUAUGGAUUGAUAUGAACGAGCCUGCAUUGUUUGAGACAAAUGAUCCUGUACCAUGGAAUUGGGCUGAUACAGGAAGUAAUUAUACAUUAAAAUGUCCAUAUAGUCAGUAUGAUGAUCCACCCUAUCGAACAAAAAGUAUUUAUCGUUUCGAAAAAGAAAAUGAACGACCCAGAAGAUUAUCCGAUCGAACAUUGUGUAUGGCUGCACGUCAAGGUGAACUUAAUGAGCAAGGAAAGUCAAAAUACCGACAUUAUGAUGUUCACAGUUUAUACGGUUGGAGUCAAACAAAACCAACUUUUGAUAUCAUGCAAAAAGUAACAGGAAAGCGUAGUCUUGUAUUACCACGAUCAACGUUUAUUGGUUCAGGACAAUGGUCUGGUCAUUGGCUAGGUGAUAAUGAAGCAACGUGGCAUGAAAUGAAACGUUCAUUGAUUGGAAUGAUAGAAUUCAAUUGGUUUGGGAUUCCAUUCAAUGGAGCUGACAUAUGUGGUUUUGAUAAGACACCUACAGAAGAAAUGUGCAUACGUUGGAUGCAGGUUGGUGCAUUUUAUCCAUUUUCACGUAAUCACAACAUAUGGAAAACAGAAGAUCAAGAUCCUGCUCAUUGGAGUGAUAUGGCUGUGGACAUAAUGGUGAAAGCAUUAAAAAUUCGUUAUCUUUUAUUACCUUAUUAUUAUACAUUAUUUUAUAAAGCGCAUACGCAAGGUUCAACUGUUAUUCGUCCGCUCUUCCACGAGUAUCCACAAGAUCGUAUAACAACAGAUAUAUUUUUACAAUUUCUUAUUGGUCCAUGUAUUAUGAUAGCACCGGUUACUGAUAAUAAUACGAGAGAAAUCGAUGUUUACAUUCCAUCCUCCCAUUGGUAUGAUUUUCAUACGGGUAAAAGAAUAAAUAUGAUUCAACAAUGGGCAAAAACUCAAGCACCAUUAGAUACUAUUCCAAUAUUUUUACGAGGUGGAUAUAUCAUUCCAACUCAAGAAUUUGCAAACAAUACCGUUUAUUCACGUCAAAAACCAUUUGGAUUAAUAAUUGUUUUGAAUUCAGAGGGAAAUGCUGAAGGUGAUUUAUUCUAUGAUGAUGGUGAUUCGAUUGGUACAGUUCAAAAGCGUCAAUAUUAUUAUGCACAAUUCAAAUGGUCAAAAACAGAGAUGAAAUUAGCCAUUAAUGUUGUCGAAAAUAAUUAUCAAAAUAUGAAUCAUUUAAUAUUAGAUUCAUUGACAAUCUACGGGUUAGACGAUACACCAGCAUCGUUCGUAAUCGAUGGAAGACAAAAUGUCACAAAUAUUCACAUGAAACGAAACACACAAAUAUUAGAAUUAAUUGAUCUUAAUAUGAAAAUGACAAUAAAUCAUACAUUAGCUUGGUCUGGAUCGAGAGUAGAUCCAGUUGAUUCAGUAAGUGAUGCUAUAAAAAAUCCUGAGUACAGAGCUGAUUGUCAUCCAGAUCUAGACGCUGAUGCUAAUAAAUGUCGUGCAAGAGGAUGCGAAUGGGAUCAAACAGCUCAAACAGCUCAAACUAAUUCAUCUCCAUGUUAUGUUCCGAAAUCAAAAGGUGGUUAUGAACUCAUUGGUCAAGAAUCAACUAAACAAUAUGGUAUUCACUAUAAACUAAAACGUUUAUCAACAAAACCCGCACACAAAGUACCGAUACAACGUAUGCAAAAUUAUCGACUUCAUAAUCAUCUUCAAAAACAACAGUUAAUAGCUCCUGUUGAAACUCUAAUUGACACGAAACAAUCCGAAUUUAGUUUGUUUGGCAAUGAUAUUGAUAAUUUAAGAUUAGAAAUGACAACAUCAGGAACAGAUAUGAUUCGUUUGAAAAUAACUGAUUUAGAUCAUGAACGUUAUGAAGUGCCCGUUCCCAUAGUUUGGCGUCCAGAUCCAACUACUUCUCAUGUAGCGAGACAAAAAAUUAAAUUUCGACUAACACACACACAAUACAAGCAAGCUGGCAUUCAAAUUGUGAGAACGGAUACAAACGCAAUUCUAUUCGAUACAUCGUUUUUUGCUGAAGGAUUCAUUUAUGAUGAUAAAUAUUUACAAUUCAUGACAACAAUUCCUUCAAGAAAUAUUUAUGGUAUGGGCGAAAAUACUCAUCCCACAUUUCAACACGUAUUAAAUUCCGGUGUUCGCUAUGGGAUAUUUGCGCGUGAUCAACCGCCAUUGGGAAAUAAUGAAAAUUUGUAUGGUACUCAUCCAUUUUAUAUGGUCGUGGAAAAUGAUGGAAAUGCUUUUGGUGUUCUUAUCUUUAAUUCAAAUGCUCAAGAUUACAAAUUCAAUCAAUUUGAACAAGAUCAAUCAAUGUUAACCUAUCGUACAAUUGGAGGAAUUUUAGAUAUUUUCUUUUUUGCUGGACCAACUCCUGAAGAUGUGAUUCAACAAUAUCAACAUGUCAUUGGUAAUCCGUAUAUGCCACCCUACUGGGCUUUAGGAUUUCAUUUGUGUCGAUAUGGAUAUAAUACAUUAGAAAAUAUGCAAGCAGCUGUGAACAGAACAAUUUCGAAAAAUAUUCCACUCGAUGUGGUGUAUGGUGAUAUUGAUUAUUUUUAUGAGCAACUUGAUUUUACAUGGGAUUCUAUUCGUUUUAAAAAUUUACCUGAGUAUGUUGAUACACUACAUACUCAAGGAAUGAAGUUCAUUACAAUAUUAGAUCCAGCUAUUGAUUCAGAAGCAAAAAACUAUUCAACAUAUACAAGAGGACAAGAAAAAGAUAUAUGGAUCAAAUGGCCAAAAGAUAAAAAUGCACAAUUUAAUGAAACAGGAAAUCGAAAUAUGCUCGGUUACGUAUGGCCAAUUGGUAGAACCGUGUUUCCCGAUUAUUUCUCUCCAGCUGCUAUUUCCUGGUGGAAAUCCGAAAUCUUAAAUUAUCAUCAAAAACUGAAAUUCGAUGCUUUAUGGAUCGAUAUGAAUGAACCGGCUAAUUUUGAUACAAAUAAAAUAAAGCCAUGGAAUUGGCCUUAUUCUGAACCCUGGAAUCUACAUUGUCCUAUUGAUGAUGAAUGGGACAAUCCACCGUAUAAACCUGUCAUAAUGGGUGAUCGUAUAUCUGAUAAAACGUUGUGUAUGAUUGCAGAACAAACUAAUAGUUCUCAUAUUUUUCGUCAUUAUGAUGUUCAUAAUUUAUACGGAUGGUCACAAAUUAUGGCAACAUUACCGGCCGUUAGAGCUUUAGACAAUAAACGUUCAAUUAUCAUUAGUCGUUCAACAUUUCCAACAUCAGGCAAAGCUGCUGGGCACUGGUUAGGUGAUAAUGCAGCAGCAUGGUCACACGUUAAAUAUAAUCUAAUCGGCUUGUUAGAAUUUAAUCUAUUUGGUAUACCAUAUGUUGGCGCUGAUAUUUGUGGAUUCGAAGGAAAUACAACUGAACAAUUAUGUCAGAGAUGGAUGCAAUUGGGUGCAUUUAAUCCAUUUUUCCGGAAUCACAAUGGUAUAAACUAUCCAGAUCAAGAUCCAGGCAUCUUUUCUCCGCCGGUUGUUGAAUCCAAUCGUAAAGCAGUCGAAACUCGUUAUACAUUAAUUCCUUAUUUAUACUCAUUAUUUCAUCAUGUUCAUAUUUCUGGUGGUACAGUUAUUCGCAGUAUGGUACAUGAGUUUUCAAAAGAUAGUCAAUGUUGGUCAUUAGACGAACAAUUUUUAUGGGGUAGUUAUUUAUUAAUCGCACCAGUUGUUUAUGAAAAUCAUACAGAAAAAGUAGUGUAUUUCCCUGGUUUAAACUCAACAGAAAGAUGGUAUGACUAUUAUUUGGGUAAAGAGAUGUAUCAAAGAACUGACACAACAACAUCAGCUUUAACCGUACAAGCUGAUUAUGAUUAUUUACCAUUAUAUAUAAGAGGUGGUGCAAUUAUUCCACAUCAAAAAUCAGCUAUAAAUACUGUUCACAGUCGUUUACAACCAAUGUACUUGAAAAUAGCGUUAGAUAAACAACAAAAAGCGAACGGUGAUUUAUUUUGGGACGAUGGUGAAUCUAUAGACACUUAUGAAUCGACUAAUUAUUCCUAUUUUUUAUUCCACUAUGAUUCAAAUCGUCUAACACUGGAACCACGGACAUUUAAAUAUACCAAUUUCACGUUUAAACUAGAUGAUAUCCAUGUCUAUGGCUUAUCACAAAUACCGCAACGAAUAACAUUGAAUAAUCAAGAUAUAUCAACAUCACAAUGGAACUAUGAACAAAAUAUAAAAACAUUACAUAUUCAAAAAUUACAAUUAGACAUGAGUAAAACACAAGAAAUUGUUAUUUUAAAUUAA